Molecule: messenger RNA, 523 nt
Organism: Acipenser ruthenus (sterlet)
Lineage: Eukaryota; Metazoa; Chordata; Actinopteri; Acipenseriformes; Acipenseridae
Product: nuclear factor NF-kappa-B p105 subunit-like
Exons: 5
Coding region: 164-484 (106 amino acids)
Biological process (GO): canonical NF-kappaB signal transduction; regulation of transcription by RNA polymerase II; non-canonical NF-kappaB signal transduction
Cellular component (GO): cytoplasm
Molecular function (GO): DNA-binding transcription factor activity, RNA polymerase II-specific; RNA polymerase II cis-regulatory region sequence-specific DNA binding
Source: RefSeq, a predicted model, not a curated record
GUUUCCGGUACAGCUGUGAAGGCCCGACUCACGGAGGAAUACAGGGGGAGUGCAGCGAGAGAAACAGAAAGACACACCCUGCCAUCAAGAGGAAGAAAGAGAACACAUUCACAAAGCCGCACAGCAGCGUGCCAAAGUCAUUGAACUCGCGGUGGUACGCCUGAUGUUCACAGCUUACCUACCUGAUAACAACGGCACCUUCACACUCAGACUGGAGCCAGUGCUGUCAGGACCCAUCUAUGACAAUAAGGCUCCUAACACUUGUGAUCUGAAAAUUGUGAGAAUGGACCGGGUGUGUGGCUCAGCUGCAGGGGGAGAGGAGAUGUAUCUUCUGUGUGACAAAGUGCAGAAAGAUGACAUCCAAGUGAGAUUCUAUGAGCAAGAUGAGAAUGGCCCACUCUGGGAAGCAUUUGGAAAGUUUGGACCUGCAGACGUCCAUAGACAGGUGCCUGGUGAGAUCAAGCACUACAGCACACCCUCCUGACCAGGUGGCUGGUGAGAUCAAGCACUACAGCACACCCUC